This is a messenger RNA of Enterospora canceri, 630 nucleotides long. NCBI's taxonomy places the organism in Eukaryota, Fungi, Microsporidia, Enterocytozoonidae. The record is from the annotation of a GenBank genome assembly.
AUGUUUGGUUUUUUGUUGAGAAUGGCAUUGUUGGGCUGUGGCAUCGCAGGUAACGCGGACUUUCUGCUCUCAAAUGACGAAUUGGCAUUCCUCUACUCAAUGCCAGGCGGUAAAAACAGAUUUUUAUCAUAUUUAUGCAACAAUAUAGCAAUCUGUACCUUGGUUCUGGGAGUAUUCAAGAAGAUCAGCCUGUUCAGACGAAUCCACUCGCUUAUGAUGACAUUUUCACUCUCAUUUCAGUUUACAAUGGUCACGAUAUAUUGGACCUACAAGAACACAUUCCCAAAGUACGCUAGACUUAUAAGAACAGGAGAUCAAAGGUUGGACGUGUUCAUAGAAUAUGCACGGCACCUGGCAUUGUUUCUGGCUUGCUUGGUAGAUCCAUUCAUGUUACCACGAUGCAGCAAGUUCUUGAGAAUCAUUCUGUUUGGAUUCUCAUCCGGAUACAUAGCCAUGUUAUGCCAUCUUCAUACGACACACGGGUUCUGGGCCUAUUUGUUCCUGGAACAUGUCGAUGGUGUUCAGAAGUGUGCAUUCUUCGCGUGCUUGAUACUUCUGCCACAGAUAUUUUACACAAUACUAUUAAUAUUUAUGCCAUCGAGAGCACCAAAAACGAGAAAGUCUCAAUAA